This is a messenger RNA of Medicago truncatula (barrel medic), 1224 nucleotides long. Its product is annotated as F-box/LRR-repeat protein At4g14103. Lineage: Eukaryota; Viridiplantae; Streptophyta; Magnoliopsida; Fabales; Fabaceae. Gene Ontology annotation, molecular function: protein binding. The record is from RefSeq and is a predicted model, not a curated record. The transcript has 3 exons. The coding region runs from base 1 to 1224 and encodes 407 amino acids.
AUGGAGGAAGCCAAGAAACUCAAAACAGUGACAUGCUAUGAUGAAGAGUGUGACCAGUUUAGCAAUCUCUCAGACGAAUUGGUAUGUCAUGUUCUAUCUUUUCUCCCAACAAAAGCAGCAUACAGAUCAAGUGUUUUAUCUAAAAGAUGGGCAUCGAUCUGCACCACAAUCCUUGACCUUAACUUUGAAAUACCAGAAGUUACAGAUUCGUCCAGUGAAAUUAAAUCCGUAUAUGCAGCUCUUCUAAGACGCACCGAAAAUAUAAGAAAACUACGUCUACGUAAUUAUGAUGGUUGUAAACCAUGUGACGUACACUUGUGGGUUUCAAAGGCAUUGGAUCUCAAGGUACAGGAACUUCACUUGGAGUUUGGGAGCAGACCUAACCCUAUAUUGCCGCUAAGGCUAUUUAGAUCCGAGUCACUCGUGGUCUUAAAAUUACGUGGUCAUAUUGAAUUUCAACCAACACUUGAUUCUUCUUUUGAUAUACAUUUACCGUCACUAAAGAUUCUUCAUCUCGAUUUAUUUAGGCUUGAUUUUAAUGAGGAUCGUAGUGAGUAUGAUCUUAUUGAAUUACUAUCUGGUUGCCCACGUCUUGAGGAAUUUCUUUUUCAUGGCUACUUGGAACAACCUAUCAAUAUCUCUUUUCCCUUAUUAAAAAGGUUAGACCUCAAUUUAUGGAGGUUUUCUGAUAGUGUUUCUCCCAUUGGACCCUUGCAAAUUAAUAUCCAGUCAUCGCUUGAAGCUUUGGAUUUUACUGAUUUUUCUCACAAAGAAUACGAGUUUAUAAACUUGUCCAAUGUUGAUCGAGCUACUCUUAGCAUUAUAAAGUAUGUAGAUUUUAACAGUUUACAUAAACUCUUGAAAGGACUUUCUUAUGUCAAAUCAUUGACCCUCACUUCUGAAACAAUUAAGUUUUUAAGCAUGGAGGACAAACUUCACAACUUAAGUUUCCUUACUUUUCAUAAAUUAUUAUCUUUAUCGGUUGGAAUAUCUGAGAAUUGCAAUUGGAAUUUGCUUGUUGGCUUUCUUCAAAAUGCUCCUAACCUUAAAGAUCUUAUCAUUGAGCCAGAACGUUCUCAAAAUGUUCUUUCUGAUUUGCCUGGCUUUGAAAGCACUGUUGUUUUGCUUGCGCAUGAGAUAACCAGCUGUAAUGAGCUGUAUAACUUUGUGCCCACUUCUGAUGAUGUCAUGUCCUUUUGCUUUAGUGAUGUCAUGCUUAAGUAA